This is a messenger RNA of Haplochromis burtoni (Burton's mouthbrooder), 4053 nucleotides long. RefSeq names its product trichohyalin. NCBI's taxonomy places the organism in Eukaryota, Metazoa, Chordata, Actinopteri, Cichliformes, Cichlidae. The coding region runs from base 134 to 2986 and encodes 950 amino acids. The record is from RefSeq and is a predicted model, not a curated record. The transcript is spliced from 6 exons.
UAGGUCUUAGGCUCGGACUUUCUUGUGUGCUCAUAUAAACGAAGAUAGUGUAGUGUGUCCCGUGGGAAUGGCGUAAUCUCCUCUACUUUCGAAAUGAUCUUGGUAGUGCGCAGAUGAACGCCAGAAUCAGACCAUGCUCCAUGUGAGAGCUGGACGAGACUUUAUGGAUCUGUUUGAUCGGUGCAGAGUCCUGGUUUUCUACACAGCUGCUGUCUUUGCCCUGAUACACCCAUGCAGAGGUCAGUCAGAGGUUAUUGGUCCUCUUCAUCCAGUAGUGGCUUGGAUUGGUGAUGACAUCAUUUUGCCAUGUAACCUGGACCCUGUUAUGGAUGCUUUGGACAUGGCUGUGGAGUGGGCGAGACCUGACCUAAACCCCAGAUUUGUCUUCGUGUGGCGUGACGGUGUGGAACUGGAGUCUAUAAAACAUCCGUCCUACACCAACAGAACGUCUCUGUUCACAGACGAACUGAAGAAUGGAAACAUGUCACUGAAAAUCUCCAAAGUAAAACUGUCUGAUGAGGGAACGUACAGAUGUUUUUUUCCAGAGUUAAAUAAAGACACUACAGUUCAGCUUGUUGUUGGUGCCGUCUCCUCACCUGUUAUCAGCUUUGCAGGCCUCAAUAAAACCAUCAGUGGAGUGGUGUUACAGUGUGAGUCUGCAGGCUGGUAUCCAGAGCCUGAGCUGCUGUGGUUGGACGGUGAGGGAAACCUCCUCUCUGCUGGACCUACAGAGACCCUCAGAGGUCCUGAUGACCUCUAUACUGUCAGCAGCAGAGUGACUGUGGAGAAGAGACACAGCAACAACAUCACCUGCAGAGUCCAGCAGAAGAAAAUCAGCCAGAGCAGAGAGACACACAGACAUGUUCCAGAUGAUUUCUUCUUGGUCAGUCCUUCUGGUCCACCCAGUCGUCCAAUCAGUAAUCCAAAUGUCACUGUUGCCUCGGCUGUCAGUGUUGCUGUUGUUCUUCUUCUAAUUGGUGCAGUUUUCUUUGUAUGGAAGUGGAGAAGAGGAAAAUUCAAAAAAAAGAAGAGUGAGGAGGAUGGAGCUGAACAGGCCAGGAAGAAAAACACGAUCAGCUCUAAAAACAGUGGGAUGCAGGUGGUGGAAGAACAAAGCAAACCACUCAUGACAGGAAGAGAAGAAGAUGAUGAUGUGGACAGCAGAGAAGACCAAAGACAUGAAGAUGACAGAGAAACCAAACAAGAUGAGUUUGUUUUAGAAACAGAACAAAUAAAGAACAUAAACAGUCCACAAGAAAAGAGAAUAAAUCAAUCUACUGUUAAUGACAAAGAGUCUUUGAUUACAAUAGAAAAAGAAACAAAAGAAGAACAGGAAGUGACAGGAAGAGAAGAAGAAGAUGAUGUGGACAACAGAGAAGAGAAAAACUUUAAAUCGGAAAGAGAAACGCAACACGAUAUUCAUGAGACAGAAAGGGAGCAAGGAAGGGACACUGAGAGUCCACAAGAAAGGAGAAUAAAUGCAUCUACUGUUAAUGACAAAGAGUCUUUGAUUAAGAUGGAACACCAAACACAGGAUAUGACAGGAAGCGAAGAAAAGGGUGAUGUGAACAACAGUGGAAAGAAAAAGAGACAAAAGAAAAUGGUCAUGAAAAAAACCAAAAAGAAACAGAGCAAAGAAGUGGACACUGACAGUUCAGAAACAAAAACAUCUGCUGUGACUAAAACUGAGCCUCAGUUUAAAAUGAAACAAGAAACACAUGAAGAACAGAGCAGGAGAGGAAGACAUGAAACACAUAAUGUGGACAUCAGAGAGCAGAGAAGUAAAGAUGGAGAAACACAACAAAAUCAGCCUGUGACAGAAACAGUUCAAACAAGGGACACUGACAGGCCACAAGAAAAGAGAAUAAAUCCAUUAACUGUUAGUGACAAAGAGUCUUUGAUUACAGUAGAAACACAAGACAUGACAGGAAGAGAAGAAAAGGAAAAAGAGACACAACAAAAUGAUCAUGAUAAAAAACAAAAACAGGAAGAAACAGAGCAAAGGAGAAACACUGACAGUCCAGGAACAAAAACAUCUGCUGUGACUGUGAAUGAGCCUCAGUUUGAAGAGCAGAGCAGGAGAGGAAGACAUGAAACACAUAAUGUGGACACCAGAGAGCAGAUAAAUAAAGAUGACAUAAAAACACAGAGGACAGGGAGGGACAGGAUAAAUCAGUUUAUUAUGACUGAAAAAGUGUUUCAGUCUACAACAGAUCAAGAAACAGAUGAAGAAAAGGAGAUGCCAGGAAGGGGAAUGAAAGCUGAGGUGGCUGAAAGUGAAAGAGAGAAAAAGAUGCAAGCAGGAGAAACUGAUUUAGGAUGUCAGUUUUCACCAUUUACAGAAGAACAUAAAGAGGAGCCCAGUAGACAGAGUAGACAUCGUCCAAAUGCACUGAAACUGAAUGAGGUCUGCACACUGCCAGUCAAGAAACAGAAAGUUGAGGAAGAAAGAAGAGCAAGCAAGCAUCAGAAUUUUAAAAAGCCAAAAAAGUAUGUGAAAAAACAAAAUGAUGAUCAUAUGAAUGUUCAUGAUGCAGCUCACAGUCAAUAUGCUGCAACAUCACAAUCGUAUGAACCCAUGCAAUGGACCAAAGAUCAUCAGAAGCUGCCAGUUCAAACAGAACCACAAGAAUGUCUGAAAGAAAACGAUGAAGAUCUGAUGGAGGCUGAAGAAUAUUCAGAAGAACAUAAAGAGGAGCCCAUGCCAUUAGGAGAAGAAAAGUCCUUUAAUUUUUCUUUUCAUCUGAGCAGUGAUCAGGAACCAUGGAGAGAAAAAGAGACACAACAAGAACAGCUUGUAGAAAAAAGACAGAUGGAGAGAAAUGUGGACAUGAAAGAGUCAGACACCGAGAAAAAGAGAGCAGAGGAAAACAGUGGUGAAGUAAACAAUUCUGUGUUUGUGGCACAGAAGGAGACACAGAGAGAAAAACUGGAGGCAGAACAACAGAGAGAGGAAAACCAGCAGGAUCAGAUGGAGGUGGAUUAACAUUAACGACUUCAGAUUUCAGCAGUUAUAGAAAAACAGAACGAUCAGCUCAGGAGAAGCAAAUUCCUUUUUCUUUUUAUGUUUGUACUCUGAUCAGGAGCCACAGAGAGGAAGAAGAGACAUGAGGAAAAUAGGUCAUUGAAGAAAGGCAUGCAGUGUUGAAAUGAAAAAGGUGAUUAUCAAGUGGAGGAUGACGGAAAAGCUCAAAUUAAAUAUGAUAAGUUGUAUCUUGGGCAGCACUGUGUUUAUCACUGUUGCCGCACAGCAAGAAGGUCCUGAGUUCAAUUCCACCAUCAGGCCGGGGCCUUUCUGUGUGGAGUUUGCAUGUUCUGCUCGUGUUUCCAUGGGUUCCCUCCGGGUACUCCGGCUUCUUCCCACCGUCCAAAGACAUGCAGCUGGGAUAGUCCCCGCGACCCUGAAAAAUAUAAUGGAUGGAAGUUAUAUCUCACAGAACGAGGAUGGAGCUUCUGCCAUCAAAAAUAUGUCAAAAAAGAAAAAUGAGUGCAACUGGAACUUUCAGCACUAGCUGACUUUAAAUAACUUUUAUUUUUUGUAAACAUAUAUUCAUUUCUGCUCAUAGUGACUGUAAUGUGGUGUUAUUUACAGCUUGUUACCAGUGACAGUCUGAGUGCCAUGAUGCAUCAUUCAGUGUAAUAAAACCACUUUUCACCUUAAAAGGUUAAUGUGGUGAAGAGUCCUGUUUUUAAUUUAAAUCACAGCCUCCUGAACAAAUCCAAGAUUUUAAAACAAUUUUCACCAGAGUUAACAUUUGCUUCUAGGGUUCAAUCUGAAAUUAUGGUUGAAGGAGGGUUAGGAUAAAGGUUUUGUACUUAGGUGAUGGUAAACUUAUAUUCAUGAGACUUAAAAAUGCAUUAAUGUUACAGAAUCUCCUCACAGAGUGGAAGAUGUCGCAGUGACUCAACGGGGAACACUGGUAAUAGAAAACCUCAUCCUAACAAUGUCAGAGUUGUUAAUGUGCCCAAAAUAAAUAAAUAAAGUCUCUGAAUAUUUGUCAAAAAUACACAAAGAACAGACAAACAGACUUUUUUUAAAGUACUGUUAUUAGU